CUAUUCAUAUCCUUAUACACAAAAUACAGAUUCCAAUCAUGCAAGUUUUUCACAUGAACAAAGGGGAAGGGGAGACUAGCUAUGCCAAAAACUCUCUGCUUCAGAAGAAGAUAAUCCUAAUUGGUACUCGCGCUGUUAAAACUGCCAUUUAUAACAUCUUAACAGAGUUGCGACCCGAUAGCAUGGGUGUCGCAGACCUUGGGUGUUCAUCUGGACCCAACUCCUUGACAGUGAUUUCUAAAAUAAUCCACAUCGUGGAUGCCGCUUGCCAUCAACUCCAUCAACCUGUACCUGAACUAAAGUUGUUUUUGAACGAUCUCCCUGGCAAUGACUUCAACGAUGUGUUCAAGUCAUUGCCAGAGCUUUAUGAUAAAGUGAAAAAUGAUUACGGCAUUGAAGGCUGUUAUAUUUGCGGCUUACCUGGCUCGUUUUAUGGCAGGUUGUUUCCCACAAAUAGUCUCCAUUUUGUUCAUUCUUCUUCCAGCCUCCACUGGCUCUCUCAGGUACCCCUGGGAUUGGAACCGAAGGUUGGCACUCACCUAAACAAAGAGAAAAUAUACAUAUCAAAGAGAAGCUCCAUAAGUGUCAUAGAAGCUUACCAACAACAAUUCCAUAAGGACUUCUCAUUGUUUUUGAGGUCGCGUGCAAAGGAAAUGGUUGUGAAAGGACGGAUGGUCUUGUCAUUCAUGGGCCGGCGAUCCCCUGACCCUUGUGCGGACGAGGCUUGUUACCAGUGGGAACUUUUAGGACGUGCCAUAAUGAGCAUGGCAAUAGAUGGACUUGUUGAAAAGGAAAAGAUCGAUUCAUUUAACGCCCCUUAUUAUGCACCAAGCCCGGAAGAAGUGCAACUUGAAGUGGAGAAAGAAGGAUCAUUCAUAGUAAGUGGUGUUGAGGCAUUUGAGAUACAAUGGGAUGGUGGUGAUUCAAAUGGCCUCAAAGACUCCAGCGGUAAUCGUGUGGCUAAAACCAUUCGAGCCGUAGUGGAGCCAAUGUUAGAGAGUCAUUUUCAUUUUGGUCCAACACUGAUGGAAGAGUUGUUCCGUAGAUAUGCUAAUAUCAUUGAUGAUUGCUUCUCAAAAAGAACAUUAAAGUAUACUAACUUGGUUAUUUCUUUCAUCAAAAGGGGCUGAUAUGUUCAGUCAAAGUGUAUUCAUGUAACCUUCUUUAUCUACCUUAUAAGUUUUCAAAUAUGAAAGUCAUUUAUAUUGGUAUACUGAUAGUCUGGUAAAUAUGUU
Molecule: messenger RNA, 1235 nt
Organism: Erigeron canadensis
Lineage: Eukaryota; Viridiplantae; Streptophyta; Magnoliopsida; Asterales; Asteraceae
Product: probable jasmonic acid carboxyl methyltransferase 2
Exons: 4
Coding region: 39-1130 (363 amino acids)
Biological process (GO): methylation
Molecular function (GO): S-adenosylmethionine-dependent methyltransferase activity
Source: RefSeq, a predicted model, not a curated record